GAGAGAGAUUUGUGUUUAGAAUUGGAUUCGGACGCAAGAGUCGGAAGCGGAGAGAGUCCAUUUCGUUUCCGGCGCCACCCAUCGAAAUCAAUUCUCUUCUUCUCAUUUUCUUUCUCAAAGGACGGAUUUUGAGACCAUUAGAGAUGCAGAGGUCUCGAGAUCAGCGUUCAAGAUCUACUAAACCCACCACCAUUCAUGCCUACGCCCACUCCGGUGAUCUUAGUGGAUUUCAGAAGCUUCUUCGGGAGAAUCCUUCGCUUCUCAACGAGAGAAAUGCUGUUAUGGCACAAACUCCCCUACAUGUUGCUGCUGGUAACAAUAGGACCGACAUAGUUAAGUUUCUUCUUGAGUUAACAGGGCCACAUGAAGUUGAAUUGGAAGCCAAGAAUAUGUAUGGAGAAACUCCUCUGCACAUGGCUGCAAAGAAUGGGUGCAAUGAUGCUGCUCGAAUGCUUCUCGCUCAUGGUGCUUUUAUUGAGGCCAAAGCAAAUAAUGGCAUGACUCCAUUACACCUUGCAGUCUGGUACUCUCUACUCUAUGAAGAUUGCUCUACUGUCAAAACAUUGCUCGAGUCUAAUGCUGAUUGUAGUGCUGAGGACAAUGAGGGAAUAACUCCUAUAAAUCAUCUCUCCAAAGGGUCUGCUAAUAAUAAAUUGAGGGAAUUAUUAUACUCGUACCUUGAAGAGCAAAGAAAGAGAAAAGCUAUUGAAGCAUGCAGUGAAACUAAGGUUAAGAUGGAUGAGCUAGAAAAUGAACUGUCAAAUAUAGUUGGCUUGAAUGAUCUCAAAACACAAUUACGAAAAUGGGCAAAAGGAAUGCUUUUGGAUGAGAGGCGUAGGGCCCUCGGUCUGAAAGUUGGCACCCGAAGGCCUCCUCAUAUGGCCUUUCUGGGUAACCCUGGAACAGGUAAGACCAUGGUAGCUCGCAUUCUUGGAAGAUUACUCCAUAUGGUAGGAAUUCUACCCACUGACAAAGUAACAGAAGUACAGCGAACAGAUUUAGUAGGGGAAUUUGUAGGUCAUACUGGACCGAAGACUAGAAAGAGGAUAAAAGAUGCAGAGGGAGGUAUUCUAUUUGUGGACGAGGCUUACCGUCUAAUACCCAUGCAGAAGGCGGAUGAUAAGGACUACGGGUUAGAGGCAUUAGAGGAAAUCAUGUCUGUCAUGGACAGUGGAAAGAUAGUGGUCAUAUUUGCUGGGUAUAGUGAACCGAUGAAACGUGUAAUUGCUUCAAACGAAGGUUUCUGCAGACGGGUGACCAAGUUUUUCCAAUUUAAUGACUUCACUUCAGAUGAAUUGGCCACUAUUCUUCAAAUUAAGAUGAAUAAUCAAACAGAGGAUAGCAUAUUAUAUGGUUUUAAGUUGCACUCUUUCUGCAGUGUAGAAGCUAUAUCAGAAUUGAUACAGAGAGAAACAACAGUGAAGCAGCGUCAGGGGAUGAAUGGAGGGAUAAUAGAUCCGAUGCUUGUAAAUGCGAGAGAGAACUUAGAUCUCAGGCUCAACUUUGACUGCAUAGACACCGAAGAACUACGAACAAUUACCUUAGAGGAUUUAGAAGCCGGAAUCCAGCUUUUGACACAAUGAAAUGGAUAUUUCAUCAUAAGUUCAGUCUUGGGGAAAAAUAUUAAUUCUUUUGGCAGCCAAGCCAAUUAGAGAGAAUGAUUCAUAUUAUAUUGAAUAGUUCAGGGUAUUCUUGAAAUUGGCCUCUCCUCAUCAGAAUCAGUCUUUACUGCUGGAGAUUCUGAGGCUGGGAUGCUGCAGCUGUGGGGAUUGAUUAAUAUAUAUAUAUACAUAGUUUUCUUUUGUCUUUAUUAUCAUAUCGUUGUCAUUGGUUAAUGAUUAUUUCUCACCCCAUUAGAUGCUUCGUCAUUGGUUAAAGUAUAUUCUUUUCAUUAUUUCAACUGCAUGCUUUUUUAGCAUCAAUAAAGGCGUUUUUAUAUGUAAAAUAAUUGUGUCGAACUUUUGGGUCUUAGAACUGAAUAAUAUUACGUGGUUUAACUCGCUUACCUAA
This is a messenger RNA of Cannabis sativa, 2010 nucleotides long. RefSeq lists its product as uncharacterized. Gene Ontology annotation, molecular function: ATP binding; protein binding; ATP hydrolysis activity. The coding region runs from base 144 to 1583 and encodes 479 amino acids. The transcript has 7 exons. The record is from RefSeq and is a predicted model, not a curated record. Lineage: Eukaryota; Viridiplantae; Streptophyta; Magnoliopsida; Rosales; Cannabaceae.